CACCACACCCAGAAUCUCCCCUCAAUCUCCCAGUCUCCUCUUUCUCCCUCCAUCAGAAAUUUCUUGUGGGUUAAUAAUAAAAAGCUCAAAAAGAGAGAUAUCAAAAUCCCAUCUUUUACCCGCAUCCGAGCUCAAAAUCUCAACUUUUCAGAAAGCCCCCGAUCUAUUUCCUGAUUGGUUAAUUGGGGAGUUUUGAUCAUGGCUGUAUCAGGCAUCAACUGGGACUGGUGGUCGGAGAUCAACGAGUCUGAGCAGUGGCAAGAAGGAAUCUUUUACUUCCUCUGCGCCUCUUAUGCCUUGGUCUCCGCUGUUGCUCUGAUACAACUAAUCCGAAUUCAGUUGAGAGUGCCUGAAUAUGGUUGGACUACCCAAAAGGUCUUCCAUCUUAUGAAUUUCAUUGUGAAUGGAGUGCGUGCUGUUGUAUUUGGGUUUUAUGCUGAUGUUUUCCUUUUCAGGCCAAAAGUGCUAACUCUAGUAUUAUUGGACCUGCCUGGAAUACUAUUUUUCUCUACAUACACACUGCUCGUUCUGUUCUGGGCAGAGAUAUAUCAUCAGGCCAGGAGCCUUCCAACGGACAAGUUAAGGACUGUGUAUAUUGUUGUCAAUAGCGUGAUAUAUGUUAUUCAGGUCUGUAUAUGGGCAUAUCUCUGGAUAAAUGACAACAGUGUCGUUGAAAUGAUUGGGAAGGUCUUUGUUGCAGCUGUAUCGUUUAUAGCUGCACUUGGUUUCUUGGUAUAUGGAGGAAGGCUGUUUUUCAUGCUGAGGAGAUUCCCCAUUGAGUCAAAAGGGAGAAGGAAGAAACUUCAUGAGGUUGGAUCUGUAACUGCAAUAUGCUGCACCUGCUUCCUUGUAAGAUGUUUUGUGGUUGGAUUGUCUGCAUUUGAUUCUGAGGCAUCUCUUGAGGUUCUAGAUCACCCAAUUUUGGACCUCAUAUAUUAUGCGUUCACCGAGAUUCUCCCUUCGGCACUUGUUCUCUACAUACUGCGCAAGCUCCCUCCUAAAAGAGUGUCGGCACAAUAUCACCCGAUUCGUUAGAGGCCAUGAAGUUAUGAAGCUCUCUGACAAAUCAGUGCUUGGUAGCGAUCGAAGCUGUGAGAAGAAAUGGGAACGAUACCAAUGCUUGUAUUAUUCCUUCAGCUCUCAUUUUGUCGAACUCUAGUUGCUUUAGAUGAUGAAGAUUGGGUAGUGAGUGGAUGCCAUUGAUGCAGACCACUUGCACAUUACAUUUUCUUUUUUUUUUCUCUCCAUUUUCGGGUAUAAUUAAAUUUUCGGAUUGUUAACGUUAUGUUUUUGCUUGAUGUAUCAAUUCAGUAUUAAUAUGUCAAGGGUGAGCAACUAGAUUGGCAGUCCA
Asparagus officinalis (garden asparagus) is the source of this 1351-nucleotide messenger RNA. RefSeq names its product tobamovirus multiplication protein 1. The coding region runs from base 199 to 1035 and encodes 278 amino acids. Lineage: Eukaryota; Viridiplantae; Streptophyta; Magnoliopsida; Asparagales; Asparagaceae. The record is from RefSeq and is a predicted model, not a curated record. The transcript is spliced from 11 exons. Gene Ontology annotation, cellular component: plant-type vacuole membrane.